AUGGCAUCUCUGCAAAUCCCAUUCUUAUCUCCUCUGAUCUCAUGGCUUUAUUCGAUAUUCUUUCAAAAACAUUUGGAGAUAUGCGUGUUGGGAUUACAAUCUGCCGGAAAGACUUCUCUAGUCAACUUACUUGCGAUCGGACAAUUUAGCGAUGAAAUGGUUCCAACUGUUGGAUUUAAUAUGCGUAAAGUCAAAAGUGGAAAUGUUGCAAUCAAAGUAUGGGAUAUUGGUGGUCAACCUAGAUUUAGAUCUAUGUGGGAAAGGUAUUGUAGAGGUGUUUCGGCAAUCUUGUUUGUCGUGGAUUCGGCCAUUCCAUUGCCUUAUUCGGAAGGAGCAAAGACAAAUCAACCGACUAAUCCAUGGCUAGUUGCAACUGAUGAGCUGCAUUCACUUAUGACAAGACCGCAAUUGGCUGGUAUUCCUCUACUAGUCUUAGCAACAAAGAAUGACGUAAAGGGAGCAGUGAGCGCGGAAGAGGUGAUCAGGGUAAUGCGUCUGGAGACAAUCUCUAAUCGAGAGGUAUCUUGUUAUUCUAUUAGCAGUAAGAGACAAGUGAAUAUUGACGUCACUUUGCGAUGGCUGUGCGCUCGUAGCCCUUCCAGUGCAAGGUAA
Meira miltonrushii is the source of this 612-nucleotide messenger RNA. Its product is annotated as P-loop containing nucleoside triphosphate hydrolase protein. NCBI's taxonomy places the organism in Eukaryota, Fungi, Basidiomycota, Exobasidiomycetes, Exobasidiales, Brachybasidiaceae. The record is from RefSeq and is a predicted model, not a curated record. The transcript has 3 exons. Gene Ontology annotation, cellular component: lysosomal membrane. Gene Ontology annotation, molecular function: GTPase activity; GTP binding. Gene Ontology annotation, biological process: protein transport. Bases 1 to 612 code for a protein of 203 amino acids.